AUUGAUAAAGAAAUGUGAUGCCGAAGGGUUUGCAGAUGGGAGCGGAAGAAGACAAAAGGUUCCUCUCCUUCCCGAAAUAGCUUGUAGGUAAACCUUUGAGGUUGUCAGUGUCAGAUAGUGGCAAUCUAAACACACACUUGUGCUAAAAGGAAGUGAAUAAAUUAGACAUAUGCUUUCUGUGGCUACAGUACACAGGAAAACAAAGCACUGGGAGAUGAAAAUAGAUGGAACAAAGCUUUCUAUUUGCUGGGACACUUUGCAAAGCAAUUCAGAAGGCAGUCUGGAUUGAAGAUUCUGGAAGUUACAUGAGUGGGUCUGGUGCUAGAGAGAAGCGGACCGAGGCUGUGUGAGUGCCAUCUUCUUUCUCCCAUUGUGAGUGGGCCUCACCCAUCCCCAGCAGGUUCUUCCUUUGUGUGAAAUAUCUGCACUUCAAAAAUGGAUGUAGAUAAUCUGAACUAUCUCAAUGGUGAAAAUUCUAUGGAUUUUCAUAAAGUGGUUAUGGUAGGCAUUGGAGGAGUAGGAAAAUCUGCAUUGACUUUACAGUUCAUAUAUGAAGAGUUUGUAGAAAAUUAUGAACCUAACAAUGCAGAAAACUACAGAAAAAAAGUGGUCCUGGAUGGAGAAGAAGUUCAGAUUAAUGUAUUGGAUACGGCAGGACAGCAAGACUAUGGUGCAGUUCAAGACAACUACUUUCGAAAUUCAGAAGGUUUUCUCUGUGUAUUUUCAAUUACAGAUCUUGACUCUUUCGAAGCUACAGCUGAUUUUAGAGAGCAAAUUUUAAAAGUAAAGGAAGAUGAAAAUGUGCCAUUUCUACUUGUUGGCAACAAACUGGAUUUAGAGGACGAAAGACAGGUUUCUGUAGAAGCAGCCAAAAAUAGAGCCUAUCAGUGGAAUGUUAACUAUGUGGAAACAUCUGCUAAAACAAAAGCUCAUGUUGACAAGGCAUUUUUUGAUUUAAUGAGAGAAAUCAAAGCAAGAAAAAUGAAAGAGAAACUUGAAUUAUUCGAAUAGAUGGUGUCAACUCUACUAGGUAGACCAGACCAGGAAAUCAACUUCGCAGGAAGGCGAACACUACUUUUAUUGAGAUCGACUAUAAUAACAGAAUCUUGCAAGUUUGAUUGUGCUGUUCAUCUUCAUCCUUUUUAUCGUUCAGUGAAUUAAGAGGUGCCUGACUGGGCCGCUUCUGAAUGUUAACUGGACAUUCUGGACUUAAAAAAGUGUUUUAUCCCUUGUUGCAUAUCUCUGUCAAGGUCAUUUUCCUUACUCUCUACAGAUGGUGAAUUCAAUCUUCAUUUGUGUCUAUUUGGGGAAAAAAGGGUUUUUUUUAUUGAUGUUUUUAAUUCCCAAAUUGUUUUUCAAUUUUGAAUUAGCUAUAACAAAGGAAGGCAACACUAUUCUACACCAAAAGAAAAAGCUGCUGCAGAUAAAAAUAGGAUUAGUAGCUAAAUUAUCUCUCAAUCUCAAUCAGUAAGUGAUUAUUUAAUCAGCAAAUCUUAAUAAAUGCAUCCUAAUCAGUAAACAUAUUUCUUGAAUGGCCUGUAAUUUACAGUAGUUAGUGUUAGCCCAUGUCACAGCAAGACUUGUUUAAUAGUCCAGGAUUGACCCUGGUACUUAGCAUUAGAAAUAUUGACAAGAAAAUAAACUGAAGAGGGUGCCUGUUUGUUAGUGUC
This is a messenger RNA of Python bivittatus (Burmese python), 1670 nucleotides long. The record is from RefSeq and is a predicted model, not a curated record. NCBI's taxonomy places the organism in Eukaryota, Metazoa, Chordata, Lepidosauria, Squamata, Pythonidae.